This is a messenger RNA of Aspergillus puulaauensis, 633 nucleotides long. RefSeq lists its product as uncharacterized. The transcript has 3 exons. Lineage: Eukaryota; Fungi; Ascomycota; Eurotiomycetes; Eurotiales; Aspergillaceae. The record is from RefSeq and is a predicted model, not a curated record. Bases 1 to 633 code for a protein of 210 amino acids.
AUGCGCUCCAACACGCUCCUCCUCGUCCUUACCCUGUGCACCAGCGCCCUGGCAGCAGACGAUGUAGUGACGAUGUUCAUCCCAGACAACGAAAAAGGCCAGGCCCUUGCCGGAAAAGUCCUCGGAUCGCAAUCCGACACAACCACAUACGCCCUCGCCUGCGCAGACUCCGUCAAGACCUGUGAUCUUCCCAGCGGCGACAGCAUAACUGUAGUCCACGCACCGUCUACAAUGAGCAUACUCGAAAACGGCGCAAAGCACAACGUUACUAUAGCAUGCGACCACGGCCACAAGAGCGCGACCUGUUCUCUCCAUGUCGACGAUGGUGGCUGGACCGGCACAACAACCUACCCUGUCCACUCGUAUGCGGUGACUGUCACUGCGACGGAGACGGAGACGGGUUCGUCUGGUGAUACUUCUGCUUCUGCUUCUGCUUCUCCCUCGGGUACAACCUGGACUUCGUCUUCUGUUGCACCGACGAGUUCGCCUAGUAGUACGCCUACUGAUGGUGAGGGUUCCGAGGAGACAGAUGGCCCGGGGAACGGGGCUGGGGCUAUAGGACAGGAGGCUGGGAUGUCGUUUGCUGCUGGGGCUGCGGCUGUGGCGGUGGGUGUUGCUGCUGCUGUUCUUUAG